UACGGGCUGACGGCGUAACACCAUUUUAAUUUUAUAAAUAAAAUAAUUUCAAUUUGCUUGCGCAAAUCGGCGGAGUCGCGUGUGAAUGAUACACGGUUAAACAUGUUAAAGAGUUUUUCUGAAAUUUUUGUUUUAUGUUAUAUUCGUUAUCUAAAUUGCUCUAUAAGAACUGAUAUAUUGAACUGUUCUCCGUCUUGAUUAAAAGUGAGAAAUUUAGAUAAAUACUAGUGAAUAUUUAGUUUUAUUGUUAGUCAGCACUAUCCCAGGAUUCAUCAUCAUGCCUAAAGGAAAGAAAAAAGGAAAAUACGAGCACAGAAGAACGGAGCUGCCUUAUUCUUCAGAUGAAGAUGCAGGAAUAGAUUUGACAAAUGACAAUUUUUCGGAGACAUCAUGCCAGUCGGAUCUCAAGAGUAAUAAUGAUGAUACAGAGAGCGAACUUCAAGAGAAAUUCGAAGAAAAAGUAUUGGAGACCAUAGAUGCAUUGAGUGCUAGAUCGAAUGCAGCGCGCGCGGCAGCCCUGGUGGCGCUUCGCAGUGCGUUCCAGCGGCGGUACCUCACGCCCAUGCUCACGGGGCAGCGGCUGACCCUGGCCGACCACGUGACCCGGGCUCUGCGCCGCGGCAAGGAUGGCGAGAGGAGAGCAGCCGCGUCUCUCGCGCCCAUACUCGCACUACAGAUUGGUGAGGAGGGCACCGAGGAGUUUAUGAGCGUGGUGAGGCCCGCACUGCUUGCAGCUGCCAUGGAUAAGACAGCCUCCCUUGAGUCCCGGACUGAGUGUUGCUCAGCGCUCGCCAUAUUGUGCUACCUGCUGGAAGAAGAUCUGACAGAAGUAAUAGAAGUUAUGAAGACAUUUGAGUCCAUCUUCAGUGGCAGCUAUCUCAAGGGGGACGGCAGCGUGAAGGUGUCUGGAGCCGCAGUGGAGGAGGGCGCCUUCCACGCGGCCGCCGUGGACGGCUGGGCGCUGCUGCUAGCCGCCUGUACUCCGGAGAGGGCCCGCCAGCUGCUGCAGCAGCAGGAGCCCUCGCUGGCUCGCCUGGCCGACCUGCUGCACGCGCACGCGAUAGAGGUGCGCAUGGCGGCGGGAGGUGCUAUAGCUAUCGCCCACGAGCUCAUCACCGAGCCCGAUGAAGAAGUAAGCAGCUGGAGUGUCACGGCUGAGGAGUUGGUGGUGCCCAGGCUCGAGGAGCUAGCCAGAGACUCUCACAAGUACCAUGCUAAACGGGACAGGAAAGUGCAGCGGGCAACGUUCAGAGAUAUCAUUAAAUACUUUGAGGAGGGGGAGGUGCCCGGGCUGCGUGUCCGCGUGGGCGGCGAGAGCGUGUCGUGCGGCUCGUGGUCGUCGCGCGCGCUGUAUGGAGCGCUGGCCGCCAGCCUGGGCGCCGGCCUGACGGCGCUGUUGCCGCACGUGGCGCUGCUGAGAGCCGCGCUGUCGCUGCCGCCCGCGGCCACGCGCCUCGUGCCGCAGCAACACCUCACCAAGACGCAGCGGCACCUGCAAAACAAUGCUGCGUGCAAGGCACGCACCGUCGCUCGGAACAAGAACAGAGAUAAACGCUCGGCCGCUCUGGCGCUCUAACACGCACACAAACGCAUCCACACGCACUCACACGCACCCACACCGCUAUCACUAACCACGACACACCUCUCCACGUUUCACUGAGGUGUAGAAACGAAUCCGGCUAGUGCAAACCCACAAUAACCCACUUUUAAUUAAUAUAAUCCGCGUAUCUUCUUUGGUAAAAUCAUUUUGUUGUAAACUUUUUCGUGGAGGAAUAUAUCAUUCCGAUAGCACGGAUUGCAGUCAUAUAUUUAAUUGGUACUGGAGAAGAGAAAAUGUAUUCAUUAUUCACAUUUGAAACACCUUUCCCGGCUUAUUACAAUGAACCUGAACCAUUACACUGUUUACUAUCGUUUUGAUUUAACGCUUCAUCAAUAGGGAUCGAUAUUCACCCAAACCCCCAACUGGCUCUGAUAUUUGUUUUAAAACUUAUUUUCCAAGGCAAGUUUCCUGGUGACUACAGUGCACAAAGUACACAAACAUACAAAUAUGAUGUGGUUAUCAGGAACUGAAAUUAGUAUUCUUGAUGCUUUGAAAGCUUUAUGCCAAAUAAAUAAAUAAAUAGCCACAUUGUGAAGGUAUAAUAAUAUUAUUAAAGGUUUUUGUAUACUUCUCAGAAAAUAAAUGACAGCCUGAAUUUAAAAGGUUUACUUCAGAUUAGCGUACACACGCUGUAUUGCACAGUCCGCCAUUUUUUCUCAUUGCACCAAUCACAAAUUGCAGUCAUACAUACCUACAAUAAACAAACAUAUUGGUCACGUGGUUGUACGACUACAAGUUAUCAAAUUUAUAAUAGAUUGUAUGAUUUUUUUUUCUACAUUUCCAAUACAAAAUGUUCUGAUGAUAUUGUUGUCAAUGUUUCAAACAAAUUGAUUUGAAGUAAUGAAGUAGAUAUUAAAAUUAAAAUUGCUUACGUUUAAAUUACUUAUAUUUUUUUUUGUAAAUCACGAAAAAUAAAAAAUAAAUACCAAAAAUAUUUUAAUUAGAGUGAACUUUCGAUAUUCUUGGUUUAAUACAGAUUUAAGAUAUUUGUUUGAAAAUAUUGAAUCAAUUUUAUAAAUUGAGUGACUGUAUUUAGUAAAUAUUGGAAAGUUAGUAUCAACUUAUACUUGCGAGACAUAAAGGGAUAGUGAGUUGUGGCAGUUAGUUGUUGUAUAAAAAAUUAUUGUAAGUAGAUUUAGGUUUUGUAUUGAAAUGCACCGCCGGUAAGAGCUAGUUAGAAAAAUAUAUUUUGUUGUAUUUUAUUUAGUUCAAUCGUUUGACACGUCUUAUUGUAUAAUUCACGCCACAACAAAAAGUUAAUAAAUGCUUGAAAUACAUAAUUCUAGCUUUUUAAUUGUAAUUAAAACAAGUCAUUUGUCGAUUAGUAUUUUUUGCAUGUUUAUUCCUUGUAGAGAACUGAUUCGCUAUGACAUUCGCCAUCUUGGCGAUGUAAGCAGUUGUGACAUGUACUUAGAAGGAAUAUUGUAUAAUAUUAUCAUACCAGAAUAGGUUAACUGUAAGCUAAUGGUGGCUAUUUAUUUCAUCAGGAAAAGUAGCUAUCAUUCGGAAAGCCUGGCCACCCAAAAUUUGUGAAAAUGUAAUGUUGCCUUUGAAUAAGAGGUGUAGGUAACUUGAUAGUUCAAGUUGUUUGGGCUCUUUUGAACUGAUCGCGGCCACUUCUAACAAGACAUCGCACCCGCUGUAGGCAUGUGUGAUGUUUAUUAUCUUACUAUACUUUAGAACAGUUCUCUUAGUUGUUACUUUUAAAUAAUGUUGGUUGUUAAUUAUUCUGAGCGUGCUGGAACAGGAUAUUGUGUUAAUUUAUAAUCGUUAUAUCAAUGUGUACUGUUAGACAUCCUCAAUUACUAUUGUUACAAUUAAAAUAUCCAUGAUUCUGGUAACAUUUUAAUAUCUUUGAGUUUAAUCACAUCCAACCUAAAUAAUAAUAAAGGAAUUUUUGUUAUUCUCCUGUUAAACAUAGUAAAAGUCCAUCUGCAGUACAUCGGUAUCAGAAUUCAACACAAAGCUACUGUGUAUCAUAAAUGCAGAUGGGUUUCGCUUGUUAAUUUGCUAAAAACCUCGGAUAAGCAACAUGUUUAUUUUGUUAUCUGCGUGGGCAGUAGAAUACCUACAUUACUGAAAGUAAAACCAAUUCAGUAUUCGCUUUUGAAAACAAUCACAUCAAUGUAUAUUUAAAACAAGAGCCAAAAUGUAUGUGUAUUAUUCUGAGCUAGUGCUACAUACAAAUGUUUUCUCAAAUUUGUUAUUUUGAUUUAAAUGUUUUGUGUAUUGUAUCUGAUUUUUCCUGUAAUAGUUAUACUUAUUUUAGUUACUAUGUUUAUAGACAAUCUGUAACUGCUAAUACUGCUGUAGUAAAUUAAAUAUUAGUUUGUUAUUGACGCACUCUUAUUGUUCAUAGAAUCGCUAGUUGAUUUGGUUCUAUUCGUGAUUUUAUUUCAUAUAAAAUAAAGUUCGGAUUUUAUUCCGUUGCGCUGCGUUUACGAAAUGCCCUUAAUAACCUUAUUCAUUUCUUUUAUGGUAUAAAACUGACUUCUCUAAAAAAUAUUUUUUAAGGUAACAUUUUUUACCAUUAAAAAACUGGCUAUAUUAUGUAUAUAUGUCAUCUCGAUAAAUUUCGUAAAUGCAGCUCAAACUGUAGAUAAGUUCUCUGUAAAUAUUAUUUGAAUUAAUUAAGGCGCUACACAAUGUAGCCUUGCACGAGGUUUUGAAAUAAUAUUUAUAGCGGGAA
This is a messenger RNA of Leptidea sinapis, 4289 nucleotides long. RefSeq names its product interferon-related developmental regulator 2 (gene Ifrd1). The record is from RefSeq and is a predicted model, not a curated record. Lineage: Eukaryota; Metazoa; Arthropoda; Insecta; Lepidoptera; Pieridae. Bases 278 to 1576 code for a protein of 432 amino acids. The transcript is spliced from 9 exons.